AUGGUUGGAGAUUCCAUUGCAUUUUCAUUGGGUCUUGCAACCACAUUAGCGCUACUGGGCGUAGGAGCUUCAUUUGCAGGAAAGGCUUAUGGACAAAUUGGCCAAGGAUUACCUUUGGGUGCUUCUGGUUUGGCUGUAGUUAUGGGUCUGAACCUUCUUGAGAUCAUUAAAUUACAGCUCCCCUCAUUCUUCGACAGUUUUGAUCCAUGUUCUGUGGCUGCCAAUUUUCCAUCAAGUGUGCAAGCAUAUUUGGCUGGGCUUACAUUUGCAUUAGCUGCCUCACCAUGCAGUACACCUGUUCUGGCUACCCUUCUGGGAUAUGUCGCCGCAUCCAAGAAUCCAGUGAUUGGAGGCAGCUUGCUUUUGACAUACACAACAGGAUACAUUUCUCCCUUACUUUUGGCUGCUUCUUUUGCUGGCGCCUUACAGAGUUUGCUUUCAUUUCGCAAGUACUCAGCAUGGAUCAAUCCUGUAAGCGGAGCAAUGCUAUUAGGAGGUGGUGUAUAUACCUUCUUAGAUAGGCUCUUCCCAGCCACAAUGGCAAUGUAG
Messenger RNA from Lathyrus sativus (Indian pea), 549 nucleotides. NCBI's taxonomy places the organism in Eukaryota, Viridiplantae, Streptophyta, Magnoliopsida, Fabales, Fabaceae. The record is from the annotation of a GenBank genome assembly.